AUGGCACGACCAGUAGCUGCGCAGGGGUUGUUUUCUUUGGGGACUUCAAUUACGCUGGUCAAGCUCGUCAAGAAGCUAAUGGAAGGUGGUACUGUGGAAGAAUGGUGGAAUGUGUCGCCUCAAGCUCAGCAAUCAUCUACAUACAUUGUAGACUACCCAAUUAUCACAACAGAGCCCAGAAAUAUACACAAUCAAAAGUUAACUUGGCCCCAGGUGCUGAGGUUUUUCAUUGAGCAGGUGGAAGAAAUGGACCUACAGCUAGCCUGUUUUGUUCUCUUUCUCUGCUUAUUGGGACCUCUAAUAUGGUCGUUAUUAGAUACAAAGAGUUCCAGUGCAGCCGGUAACAGUCUUUUGCAUAAUGUUUCCACGCAGACCGAACAGGAACCAGAGGAGAAGGUCACCGAACGACAUUUUCACUACGACCCUGCUGAAAGGGCACUUUUACAGUUUGGUAGAUCCAAAUCAGAGUCAGUGCUAAGCGUAUUCAAAUACAGUCCAAUUCAGUUUGAUUACAACGAGCCUGAAGAGGAGGUUGAUGAAAUUGUAGCCGGAUGCACGAUUAAGACUGAACCUAUCCAAAAGACCCCCUUGGAGAUAUUAGAGGAGAAACGCCGCUCUGGGGUUGUAAAACCUUUUGCGCCAAUUGACCAAGAGGUUAUCUUACGGUUGGAUACGGCCCUCAGUAGUCAAAAGCAAUUCAAAGACUCCAGCCAGCUGUGUCCCAAGGUCGAACACCAAGUACUGGUACAAAACUCGAGCGGUAACAUAUCUCCGGGCAAUAGAGAGGCACCAUCGGUGAAGUCUGCGGGAUCACUGCCCAGUUUCAGAGGAGCACCGUUAGAGAGGGCUUCCUCUGCUCAAUCGCUCUCUUUUUUGCAGAUUCAAAUUUCACCAAGAAAGACAAGCCAUGUGGAAGUGCAAGUAAAUCCAGAACAGGCCUACUCACAGCCUUUCACUUACUGA
This is a messenger RNA of Torulaspora delbrueckii, 963 nucleotides long. It is a transcript of the gene NVJ1, whose product is annotated as Nvj1p. NCBI's taxonomy places the organism in Eukaryota, Fungi, Ascomycota, Saccharomycetes, Saccharomycetales, Saccharomycetaceae. The record is from RefSeq and is a predicted model, not a curated record. Bases 1 to 963 code for a protein of 320 amino acids. The transcript has a single exon.